AUGGCUCAGUGCUCUCCUGGAAUUGCACUCGACCAGAUUUGUGUCAUGAGUCUUCUCUGGGUUUGGUUCUUUGUUCCUGAGACUACAGGGAGAAGCCUUGAAUCAAUGGAUAUAUUGUUCGAUCUACCUUGGCGCCAGAUCGGUCGUUGUGGAAAAUACCUUGCUCCUGAUGGGAUUGCUCACUUUGAUGAGAAUGACAGAGAGAAAGCCGCUGCAGUCCGUCAGGAGUAG
Penicillium vulpinum is the source of this 231-nucleotide messenger RNA. RefSeq lists its product as uncharacterized. The record is from RefSeq and is a predicted model, not a curated record. The transcript has a single exon. NCBI's taxonomy places the organism in Eukaryota, Fungi, Ascomycota, Eurotiomycetes, Eurotiales, Aspergillaceae. The coding region runs from base 1 to 231 and encodes 76 amino acids.